GCUCACGAUGUCACACAGCCCACGGGGGAGGGACGCCUCCGGAGCCACCAGCCCCCUCGGCACAUGCCGCCUCCCUCACCAGAGGGCGGCCCCGGGCCCCAUCUGCACUGUCCUCACAGGCCCCGCCCCGGCCACGUCCACUGUCCCAACCCUCAGGGCCCCCUGGGGUACAGCGGCUCUGUGCCCCACCCCUGGCUCCCCAGCCACUGUCCCCGGGCCCGGCACCGUCACCAAGGCAUCUGCCCACUCCCCACCUGCCAAGUCUUGGUGACGGCACACGGGCCCCUCACGGUCCUGCCCGGCCACCGUCCUUCUUUCUUUUUGCAGGACUGGGGCUGGACCAGGGCCUCUACAGUGAACGACACUCGGGCCUUUCUCUGUGCGGCCCUCCUGCCUCAGCCCAGGGUGGCGUGCACUGCCCACUGCCCGCCUGCCUCUCCCCGGCCCCUCCUCCCAGGACUGCAGGCGGGGCGGGGUGUAAACGGGCUCCUCCAGCUUUGCUGUCCUUUUCUUUUGCAUGUGCGCGCGCAGGGCUGGAGACGGAACCCAGGGUCUUCACACUGAGCUCCCUACCUAGCACUUUCUACUUUGUGUUUUGAGGCGGGAGCUCACUAAAUUGUAAAAUCCUCGACCCUCCUGCCUCAGCCUCCCCGAGGGCUGGGAUCACAGGCAUGCGACGGCCCCCAGGGUGGUGUGAGUGCGACCGGAGGAGGGUGGCACAUCUCAGGAGGCACGGUCACAACAGGCUGGUCACUGGGUCCCCUGGGGCACCAACUCAGAGGCCAGCAGGGGGCGCCCUUUCCCCGAGCCCUGAUCCUCGCGGGUUUGCGCUGCGUCUGCCGUCAGGCCUGGGCACUCAGAGUGCUCUGUCCUAGGGGCACUUGCCGACGCUGUGAGGCGCAGCCCCGGCCUCCCCCGCUUUCCCCCCACGCCCAGGGCCACCUCCUCCCACCACACAAGACGAGCAAAGAACAAAUGAGCUGCAGUUUAAAAGUGAGAACAUCCAGUCUCCGGAGUCCCCAGGGCCUCACGUGUGGGCGAGUGGGCGUCUGCUGCCAGGGGCACGGUGGCCACUGGGUCGUCCCAGUCCCCGCCAGCCCGCGCCACCCAGAGGGAACCAGGGGCACAUGGCGCUGCAGGAAGUCCUGGUCAGCCCUCCCUCUGCCACCAGCCUGCGGGGUGGCCCAGAGGUGGGAGUGGCAGAGACCCUGCUAUCCACAGACCGUGAAUCCAACCACCAGCUCGCCGAGACCCGCAGCCCGCCUGGAGACAGCCACAAAGCCACAUCUGCCCACGGAGGAGGCUGGCUCUCCCUCCCAGGCCCACCUUCCCCAGCAGCCCAGCGAGAGCACUGCUUGUUCCCUCCGAGGAAGGACGCGCUUUGCCCCUGGGCCCAGGAGCUUCCGGGUGCCCUCUGGACCUGCGGGCCUCCCAGGAGCUGCGCCCACGCAGCGGGGCUGCCUUGCCCGAGCACAGGAGGGCUGUGUGGCAGCCUCCUCCGGGAGCGCCAACCAUGAAGACGGCUAUUCACAGCACACAGAGCUCCACCGUCUUCUGCAGGUGGCACCGAGGGUGACGGGCAGGCCCCUGGCUCACCUUGGGCCCAGACUGCGGCAACACCUUUGCUGCGUCUUCACUAACAGACGCGGCCGGGAGGCCAAGCGCACGCUCCACCACCCGCACCCAGCCUGCUCCUGCCCUGGGUGUCACACGCAGCCACUGGGGACGCGGAGGCUGCCCACGAGCUUUCACCUGCUCUGAUCUGUGCCGGUCCAGAAGAUGAGCAGGUCGCACGCCGGUUCCCCACAGUGACGUGAAGGGACGCAGAAGGCCCGAGGACCGGAGCCA
Messenger RNA from Chinchilla lanigera (long-tailed chinchilla), 1848 nucleotides. RefSeq lists its product as uncharacterized. Bases 976 to 1761 code for a protein of 261 amino acids. NCBI's taxonomy places the organism in Eukaryota, Metazoa, Chordata, Mammalia, Rodentia, Chinchillidae. The transcript has 2 exons. The record is from RefSeq and is a predicted model, not a curated record.